Armigeres subalbatus is the source of this 842-nucleotide messenger RNA. RefSeq lists its product as uncharacterized. NCBI's taxonomy places the organism in Eukaryota, Metazoa, Arthropoda, Insecta, Diptera, Culicidae. The coding region runs from base 45 to 737 and encodes 230 amino acids. The record is from RefSeq and is a predicted model, not a curated record. Gene Ontology annotation, molecular function: RNA-DNA hybrid ribonuclease activity; nucleic acid binding. The transcript is spliced from 2 exons.
UCAUCUUCUCGGAUAGUCUUAGUUCUAUCGAGGCACUCCGGUCGAUGAAACCUGUUAAGCACGCAUCUUACUUUCUUACAAACAUAAGAGAGCAGAUGCGUGUUUUGGUCGAAAGAUCAUUCAAGAUUACCUUUGUUUGGGUCCCAUCUCACUGCUCAAUCUACGGCAAUGAGAAGGCAGACUCGCUGGCAAAGGUGGGCGCACAGGAAGGUGAGGUUUAUGAUAGACAAUUCUCGAGUAACGAGUUUUUCCCAUUAGUCCGUCAGAGAACUCUUCAAAGUUGGCAAAGGAAUUGGACACACAAUGAACUCGGACGGUGGCUAUUUUCCAUAGUUCCAAAAGUUUCUGGGCGAGCGUGGUUCAGAGGUGAGGACUUAAGUCGAGGCUUCAUUCGCGUGAUGUCGAGACUUAUGUCCAAUCACUAUUCACUAAACGCACAUCUGUACAGAAUAAACCUUGUCGACAGCAACUUAUGUAGGUGCGGAGCCGGUUAUGAUGACAUCGAUCACGUAGUUUGGUUCUGCUCGGAAAAUGACGCCUCCAGAGAGCGACUAUUGGAUACCCUAGUGGCCCGAGAUCUCCGUUACUCAGGCCAUCCGGAAGACGCUCCCAGUAGAACCAAUCCUCGAGCACGACGACACGCCACAUCGUCCCUUACGCCAAAUGCCCGGAUGAGCAGCCAAAAUUCCUUGAUUCCGAAUCCUAAGCCUCGUCCAUCCUUUAAUAUUGUAAACUAACCUCGAGUCACCACGAGUACGCUGGCUCCUAUCCCUCUCUUACUAACUAAAAAAAAUGACAUUGAUUGUAUAUAUCACAAAGAAAUAUGGCUCCGUAAAGUGUUA